Messenger RNA from Penicillium lagena, 324 nucleotides. RefSeq lists its product as uncharacterized. Bases 1 to 324 code for a protein of 107 amino acids. The transcript has a single exon. NCBI's taxonomy places the organism in Eukaryota, Fungi, Ascomycota, Eurotiomycetes, Eurotiales, Aspergillaceae. The record is from RefSeq and is a predicted model, not a curated record.
AUGCCCUCGUCCACGUCAACCGUCCUAGGUCUCGGCGGUACCUCGACUAUAAACAGCGGCUCGAACAACCUGCAGCAGCCUCCAGUUGCCCCUCUCCCCAGGUGGGCUGCGGAACUCAUCCAGCGCAUGGAUGUCACGAAUCACUUGCUCCAACAAACAAAUAUCCAGCUCUACAAUAUCCAUAGGCGGCUGGCAGGCUUUGAGGCAAAGCACGAGCGAAUCACCGCUGCGCUGGAGCUGCUUGUGCCCACCAUGCCGCUCGAGUACUUGGAUGCUCUUCUCCAGGAUGAGUCCGCUAAGGAUCCGGCGCAACGGACUGCUUAG